Messenger RNA from Mya arenaria, 2823 nucleotides. RefSeq lists its product as uncharacterized. NCBI's taxonomy places the organism in Eukaryota, Metazoa, Mollusca, Bivalvia, Myida, Myidae. Gene Ontology annotation, biological process: cell-cell adhesion. Gene Ontology annotation, molecular function: cell adhesion molecule binding. Gene Ontology annotation, cellular component: cell-cell junction. The coding region runs from base 18 to 2351 and encodes 777 amino acids. The record is from RefSeq and is a predicted model, not a curated record. The transcript is spliced from 10 exons.
UAUCAUUGUUCCACAAAAUGUCUCUCUGGAUACUUGUCUAUUUCAUAAUACAUCGAUGCGAAGGGCUUGGUACAUCGCCAAUAAAGUUUGAAAACGAUGUCGGUGUUAUCAGUUUGCUACAACCAACGUUUGCAGGAAGAAACGUUACGUUCACUUUCACUCCAUUGACACCAACUGCAUUAGGCGAUAUCAAAUGGAAUUAUAUAAAUGGUUUAGAUGAACACACAAUUGAGCGGGAUAACAAACAAUUCAUUGUCUAUAGUGAUGGAAAAUCAUCUUUUCUCACCAUACUUGACGCAGAUCAGAGUUUAAACGGAAUAUAUGUUUACACGUCAUUUGAUAAUUAUAAACAGUCGUCCCUGAUCGAACUUAUUUUAAAAGAUUACACAGUUGAAAACGGCUGUGGAGAACUGUACCUUCUGUCGGAAGAACCCGCUUUUGCUGGAGACAAUGUGAGCUUUGGAUAUUUCCCGACUCCAGUAGUAGCGCAAGAGAAAAACGCAAGCAAGUAUUCUGUGGAGCUCGUCAUUGGCAGUAAUGAGGAUCAUACGUUCAUUCUACAAACAUACGGUGUUUUAGAGCUUCGAAAGGAGGGCCAUGAAUAUAUCUUUACUUUGUUCAACGUAAAGAAGAAUACAAGUGGACGCUAUCGGGUUCAGUGUGCAGAUGGACUUGCCCAAAAAUACUCAAAUUCAAUUAAACUAUCUGUUGAAGGUAUGCCCGUCAUAGGUCCUUUGACCAACAUUUCUACAUGCAGAGAAUGCAUCGUUUUCAAGGCAGAACAGACACUUGCUCAAGUGUAUUGCAUUACGGACGGAGAAUACUAUGGUGCUAAUGUGACGUUUAAAAUUGGAUAUAUUGUGUUCUCCUCUGCCAGUCGGUCGACGACAAGUUUUGGGUUACAUUCAAGAGAAAAGCCGUCCGAUGCUAUGCAUGGUCUGAAUGCAGUUUGUACAGUUUCUGGGAUAUACCGGAACAUGUCAGUGGAAGCUCAAAUUUAUGUAGUCGGAAUUCCUGAGGGCCCACCACACCUUUCGGCGAGGCAAGUGCUACUGGAAGGAGAAGCUGUUGAUAUAACUUGCACAUCAUCGAGAGCAAGACCUCCACCACGACUGAAAUUGUAUGUUGAGCAAUCUGUAAUUGAUACCAAUAUAUCGUCUGCAUUUGAGAACAAAACAGGGUUAUACAAUUCGGUAUUGAAAUUGCAUACCUUUCAAAAGGAGUGGGGAAAAAAGAAAAUGUGGUGUCAACAGCUUCCUGAUGCCGAUAACUUAUAUACAAACACAGACAUGUCGAACAUAAUACAUGUGGAAUACAAAUAUCCCCCAUUACGACUGGAUCUUGACGUUAUUGACCAAGGCAACCUAUCAAAAGAAAUAGCUGUCCGAUGCAUUGCGACCGACUCAAAUCCGUUGUGUAAUAUAUCAUGGGAAUCAAGUAUGGAAAAUUUCAAAUAUACUUUACAUCAAUACGUCACGUGGAAGCACAAAUCAUCUUCAGCAAUACGUUUCAACGUUACUGAUGCCGAUUUUGGGAAACAAAUAAAGUGUAGGACUAAAUGUCCAGACUUUAAUAACACUCUUUCAAACGCAACAGUUGUCAUAUUUCCAAAAAAGCCGAAAGUGGUUAUCUAUUCAUCGUCCGUUUUACCCGUUCAACCAAGCACCCACUUAACGUUAACUUGUGCUGCAAAUGGCUUUCCAAAUGGAAAUAUCACUUGGACUUUGAUGAAAACGUCCAAUUCACUAUCAUCAAAUGAAAAGUGGUGCUUAAAUGCAUCAACAUGCACUUAUGAAAUGAUCACAUCUGACGUUGAACAAGAGUAUUUGUGCAUUGCAAAGAACGAACAUGGAACUGACAGAGGGUCCAUACUUGUCACUGUUCAGCAGCAUAGAGAUAAGGGAGAACCGAGACAAAGAGGAAGAGGAAGUUUUUUAUGGAUACUACUAUCUGGAAUAGCCGUCGUCACUCUAGGAAUUAUUGUCCUGGUGUUGUGCGUCUUUCGUAAGCGCUGGUGUCGAGGCAAUACAUUGUAUGAGGAUGUAAAUAUACGUCGUAAAGACCACCAUAGAUACCAAGGCAUUGCAGUUCCUUCUUCAAACAGGCCUCAUGAGUCAGACGCAACGUUGUCUCCAGUAUUAUAUGAUGAGAUUGACGAAAACAACUCGUCUAAAGCACAGGCUGGAACUAAUCGGACAGCAAGUGCGACUGAAAAUAGACAAUACCUGAGCGAAAAUAGUAACCCGUACGCUAAUGUAAGCCAAAGAAUCCCAACAGGGACACAGAUGACUGAAAUGGCACGUUACUUCUCAGACAAUCCAGAAAGUGUUAUACGGGAAACAAACGCAUAAGGGGUGACGGUUACCUAGAUGUGAAUUAUAGAACAAGAACAUGGACUGUAUGAGAACGUUUUUUUAAAAAAAACAAUAUCCAAGGAUUACAACACUGUGAAUGUUUGAUACGAUUUCUAGUAGAAACAAUGUUAUUUGCAAAUACAAACAGUUAUGUGCGAUAAUUAAAAAAGUUGAAUUGCAAUAUAAAUCUGCCUUGCCAACGAACAAUAAGGUAUGCGAUAUAUCGACGUGUCGGUAAUUUGUUUUAUUUGUUUGUGUCAGAAGCAAUGGCUCAAUUUUAGUGACUAAACAAUUCUGUACCUUUGUGGCGAUGGUUGUUGUUCUUUUAGAAAGCUAGAGUGUUUGCGAAACCAACUCGUUGACAAAAACUUUUGCGUGUCAAUGUUUAUAUUAACUAUCCCGAUGUGACAUUGCACUGUUUCUGUUCUUUAUCAUAUUGUGAAUGUAUAUUCAAGAAAUAAAAUAUUAU